Pyricularia oryzae 70-15 is the source of this 291-nucleotide messenger RNA. RefSeq lists its product as uncharacterized. The transcript is spliced from 2 exons. Bases 1 to 291 code for a protein of 96 amino acids. The record is from RefSeq and is a predicted model, not a curated record. Lineage: Eukaryota; Fungi; Ascomycota; Sordariomycetes; Magnaporthales; Pyriculariaceae.
AUGACAACCGCUCACCACGAGCCGCCUGGGAUGGCCAUUACCGACACCGCGAGCCAGGCCAUGUCCAGCCACACUCUCAAAACCAACCGCGUUUUGACAAUUACAGCAGUAACAGCUGCGUCCAGCCUUCGCAUCAUCCACAGAGAAAUGAGCAGGCGAGGAACAGCUGGCCACCGCAAGACCGGCGACUCCAGCAACGAAUGCAACAACCCCAACACUAUCCCCAGCGAUACCCGCCGUCAGACUUUUAGUCCACCUGCCGACGUCCAGGCGAUUCGACUGCGUGGCUGA